UGUUGCUCCGAGGUACUGUUAUACGAAAUUCAACCAAUUUACAGCAGUCACCGUUGCCAUUGUGAUAGUGUCAAUAGUUAUUUAAUUUUUUUUUUAGUACGUGUGUUCAAUAUUUAUUUUUUUUCUAACAUAUAUAUUUUUUUUUUCAAAAUCCCCCACCACUCCCGGGAAAAAAAAUCCUGUAUGCGCCAUUGACUAGUACGUAGCACGAUAACGGUACGUGCACCAGUCUGCCACCCGACAAACACCGCAGAGCACAAACAGGCGGAGGGUUUAUCAGCGGCCGCUAACCGGUUCGAGCCGACGACCCGCGACCCCCGCGGCGGCCGGGCCAAGGGGAAGGCGAGCCGCGCUGCGACCGGCGCGAGGCGGUUGUCAGUAAGGAGGGGGGUCGCGCAACAACUCGCACGUAUCGGGCGACCUUGGACCCUCCGCCACCGCCGGAGUCCCGCAGCGCAGUGCCGCGCCGCCAGCCGCAGCAUGGGCACCCUCGCGCGCUGCUGCGCCCCAGGAGCGUGGCAGCUGUCCAGAGCCGAGCCGCGGCGGUCCAGCAUGGGCGAGACUCCAGCCGACAGUCGGGCAGCUGCCCUGCUCGGCCUGCAGAAUGACACUGAGGCAAGUAACUCCAGCGUGGAAUUGAGCUCAGAACUCGAUCACAUUUCCCUGCGGGACAAAUACCACGGAGUCAAGUGCAGGUGGGCGGGCUGUGGCCUGUGGCUGAGCCAGCUGGAAGCCCUGGCGGUCCACGUGACCCGGGUACACGCCGCGGCGGGCCUCAGGGGCCUCUUCUACUGCGGCUGGCAGGGCUGCGCCAGGGGUGACCGCGGCUUCAACGCCAGGUACAAGAUGCUGGUGCACGUGAGAACCCACACCAACGAGAAGCCUCACCACUGCUACAAGUGCGACAAGAGUUUCAGCCGGGCGGAGAACCUCAAGAUACACGCACGCUCCCACACAGGGGAGAGACCGUACGUGUGCCCCGUCCCGGGCUGCGGCAAGGCCUACUCCAACUCCAGCGACCGCUUCAAGCACACGAGGACACACUCGGUGGACAAGCCGUACUGCUGCAAGGUCCCCGGCUGCCCCAAGAGGUACACGGACCCCAGCUCGCUGCGCAAGCACGUCAAGACGUACCGCCACCUCCCGGACGCCCCGGAGGAGGAAGUGGGGGGCGCCGCGGGCAGGACGGAGUGGCUGGGGGGACGCGGCGAGGAGGACGCGAGGUACGGGCUGCUGCUGCGGUCGUGGCUGCGGGGAGGGGCCACCCCUCCCCUGCCGUGGGGGGUGUCCAUGUGGGCGGAGGUGAGCAGCGACGAGCUGCCCCUCGAUCUCACCGUGCACCGCGCCGGCACCGUCACGUAGUGUUCGCGAUCAAGCACCUUGUGAUAAACUGACUGUCGGCAGUGGAUCCUGAAUCUCGUGCAGCAAGGGCAGGGCUGCGGUCCGGAAACUAGUGAUUUUCCCAGUUUUUCCCACCCCCUGGAUCCACUCGGACUGUUAGCAUCUCCCGAACAUUGCAGUAGGAUAAAGGUUGUUUUUUUAAAAUUAAAAUGUAUUUUUUAAUAAUUGUUUUUAUAUUAAUUAUUUAUUUGUGUUGUUUAGUCAUUGUCUAACAUGAUAAACUGUUUUGAAAGCAUUUCAUUUUCUGUGUGACUCAUUGUUGACUUAAUAUGCAUUUAUUCAUGAUAUUAAUAAUGUUUAUUUUGAGAUUUUGGUUUCACGCUACAUACCAAAUUUUUUGAUUCGUACUAUGAAUCAAAAACAACUUCUUAGAAGGCUUCAAAGACUGAUAGUAAUUUGCUUAAAUAUUUGGCCAUGAAGAACUUAGUAUUAGUGCUUGUCUUUAUCAAUGAGACACAAUAAUAUAUUUCAAUUAUAUUUUUUAUAUUCAUCCAUUAGCAUUAGGGUACCAUACUCAUAUUCUAUUAAUCUUUAAAUGGUUCAUAUCCACACUGCCACAAAGCUUUGUCACAUAGCUGCACAACCAUAUAAAACAUAACAAGUUUUUAAGACAUGAAAAUUUUGGUAAAACAAAAAUUUCUAAUGCUAAUAAUGACCUUUACUUACAAUAAUAGAGCAAUCCUCCUGCUCUAUUAGAUUAAUAGCAAUGAAUUUUCACUUUAUGAAACUAAACUACCCUGUUUUCAACCCAUUAGUGUGGCAUUUCUGAAAAAACUAAUAUGUAGUUGGUAAUUUUUAUAUGUUUAGUAUUCAUAACCUAUAUAAUAACUUUUGCUUCAUUAGCUUCAGAGCUUCAGAUCUUAAUUAUUAUAAAAUACAACUACCGCCUUCUCAUGCCUUUAGGAGUACAAUUUCGUAAAGACACAUAGCUAGUGUAAAAAUUUAGUUAAAGACCUUACUAAUACAUGAGGUUUUUUAGAAACAUGUUUGGUGGUUUUCACAUAAUGUGGGAACAAACAAAGUGACAGAAAGCCUAAAAACUUUAUAUUUAAAAUCUUAAGAAUGUAAAAAGUAAUUAGCUACUAUUUUUAUCAUAAUUUCAUGUAAUGUACAGACUAAUUACCCCAAAAAGUUUUAAGAUAGCCGAAGUAUUUUGGUUCAAUAAAGCAUACACACUGCCAUUUUUAACUUCCUGAUUGUGGGAACUUAAUAUUUUGUAUCAUAUUUCUUCAUAUUUGCUAUAAUAAAUAUAUAAUUACAUAUUAUUAAAAUUUAAUUGAAUAGAUAUGAAAUAACUAAAAAUUUGUAAAUCAAGCAGUGUUAAGGAAACUAUGGAAAAGUAAGAAAAAUAAGUUACAUCAAAGUAAUUUGCGAUUUUAUUCACUUUUCAAAAUAACAUUUCCAAGGAGUAAAAUGGAUAAUUUAAUUCUAUAGUAAAAAUAUAUAUUUCCCAAAAUAAUAAAGCUGAUGUUAAGGAAUUGUAUUUGUAUAAUAAACAUACUAAAUCAGGAAACAUUUAUAAGCCAUAUCCAAAAAAUCUGCCUUUAAAGGGGUGAAAAAUGGGUUAAGUUUUUUAUAACAAAAAAAACAUAUUUCCAAAGCUUAUCAAACAAGAGGUAAAAAAGUAAGGAAAAUAACAUGCAUAAAGAGUAACGUGAAAAUUUUUCAAUUAUUCACAAUUUUAUCGCUAAGGGAUGAAAAGGGAGUAAGUUUGGUUUCAUAAUAAAAAACUGUUCCUCCAAAGCUAAUCAAGCAGAAGUUAAAAAUCUGGGUACCUAACGUAUAAAAAAAAAACUUCAAAACUCUCUUAAUAUUUUUGCAUUCUCACCUAAGUGAAAGGUAAGAAACGAGGCAACACUAAAAAAUAAAAUAUUAUAUACUAGUUGCAGGGGUGUAUAAGGAAAGAAUGUUGGGGAAGAAAGAUAUAUCCACCCCCCUACCCCCCUCCCCCUUUUCCAAUAAAUCCUAAAAAUCCUAUCUUUCCCUCCAACAAAAGAAAGAAUUUGAAACCAAUCAGUAGGCAAACAGAUUCUAUCCCCGUUCCUCCUGAAAUGAAAUUCUGCUUAUGCUCCUGAUUAACUGUGGUACCAUCGUAAACUUGUUCAAUUUCCAUUUUGUAUGUAUACUUGUAGCUAUGAAAAUAACUUAUAUCUACAGUACCAUUACUACAUACAAAGAGUACUUUGUGAUAAAAUAUUAAAGAUCUAUCUCUUUACAAAAUUUACACUAAAUGGUAAUGAGUACAAAAAGUUUUAUAUCGGAUAGCCAUUAUCAUGGUAUGACUUACGGAUAAUUUUUAUAUAGUUUUUCAGUUCCUGGUCCAUAGAGCCCAAAACCAUCGUCAACUCAAAAGUAUAUGUAUGUGUGUCUAUGUAUGUGUGUCUAUGUAUGUGUGUUUAUAACAUUUUUAUCCAAACUGAUACAUUAAUUAUAGUAAUAUAAAAUCUCGGUUGAAUUCGUUAAUGGGCAAAAUCCAACCAAAGGAGAUAGAAAUGGGGAAGGUUUAUUGAAAAACAGAAAAAUUAGUAUAAGUCCCUUAAUAUGUAAAAUAUUGCAUCCAUUUGAACAUAUUAUAACUUGUAGGAGUAAUACCAAAACAUUGGUCCAAAUAAAUUUAUAAUACGAUCAACAAUUGCAAGAGGUGGAAUAAACAGGGUUUUGAGGGAAAAAAUUUCAUAACUCCCUCAGUAGGCACACCAUUGAAUCCAUUCUUCAAAUGUUUUACAUAUCUUAUAAUUUUUAUCUAAAAAUUUUGUCUGAAACUAUUUUUGAUAAGACAAAUAAUUGCUGCAGGGGGUUAAACAAAAUAGGGGUAGUAUUUAAAAAAAAUUCAUUAUUUCCUUUCCAUGUACAUUAUUAAAUCCAAUCAUAAUUAUUGUAAAACCUUAAAGUAUUAUCUAUUGGCUGAAAUAAUAUUUUAUACCACCAACUAUUACUGCAAGAGGUUAAAAAAAACAGGGGUUGAAGGACAAAAUAUCAAAGUACACUAUUAAAUGUGUUCGAUUUGUUUAUACACCUUAUAAAUACAAUCUAAAACUUAGGUUGAAACAAUUUUUGAUAAGACGAACCAUACUAUUGAUGCCAUUCUUAUUUAGUUUAAACUUCCGAAAUAUUAUCUGAAACUUUUGUCUAAAGUUAAUUUUUAUGUAACCAACCAUUACUGCAAGGGAUGGAAUCAACAAAGGUUGAAAGACAAAAUCAUAACUUUUUUAGUAGGUGUACUAUCAAAUCCAUUACAAUUAUUGUAAAAGUACUAAAUAGUAUCUUCAACCUUUGUCCAAAACAAAUUAUUAAAUGAUUACAUAUUAGUGCAAGGGAUGAAAAAUAGUGUUUGAAAAUUAAAAAAAAAUUAUAACAACCUUAGUAGGCAUUGUAUUAAAUUCAUUCUAAGCUAUUCAAUGCUGGAUGCAUUGAGUUAAAAACAUUCAAAAAAUUUUCGCUACAUGGAAUACCUAUGUGAAAAAAUUUUGUCAAUCAUUUUGGAAUAUUGGAGAACAUAAAUGAUGUUAUGUACAAUAAGUUCUUAAAAUGUUCAAGAAGUUUAUUAAAGUUUCUGGAACAUUUCAAGAACAAGAAACAGAUACUUCGACAUCUACCUAUACCUGUAGGCUGUGCCGAAAUGGAUUUUUAAAACAUUAAACAUAGACAGUAUGCUGAAAACCUGUAUUGCAGCCCAUGUUGCUGGGUGGAUUGUAAAUUGAUUUGAAUGGGUUUUACAUAAAGUUAUAUGCUUUGUGAUUGGUUAAAAUCUACAUUAAAUUUUAAUAUAAUAUAUUGGCUACUAUUUUACAAAUCUUUUCAAUAUUGGUUCAUUAGUAAAGAAGUAAUUGAGUAACAAAGUUCCAGACAUUCAAACUUUCAUAUUUAUAUAUUAGAAUGACUUCAUGAAUAAUGUCUCUACUAAAAAACUGUGGUUGACUCCUGUACAGUCCUACCACAAGUAAACAAUAGACAACCAGUACUUUUAAUUACGUACCUGAAAUUCUUUUUUAAUGGAGUAUAAUCACUUUUGUCCAACUUCCUAUUAAUAUGAAUUUGAAAGUUUGUGAGUUUGGAUUUGUUUUUACUGAGUCAUAUCUUUACUACCGAAUCAAUUUCAAUAAAAAUUGAAACACACACAACAUACAUACUGGAUUAACACAUAGGUUAAAUAUCUCUACGAAAUUACACCCCUAACAUGGUAGAAAUGGGGUGGGUUUGGUUCUAUACAGAGUAUCUCAUAUCACCAGUUCUGUGGAAGUUGAGAAACUCUUUAAGAGUUAUGUCAUGUGUCAGGUCUAUUAUCUUGAAAUUUAUAUGCAAAGGGUGUGUAAAGGUCGUAAGUUUGGUUUUAUAAUUAUAAAUCAUAUCUGUGAAGAUAAUAAUUUGGGAAUUAAUAUUAUCGGAAUAUAAAUAAUACACACAACUACAAACUACUUUUUAACCCUUUCUAAAAUUCCUCACCUAUGGGAGUGAAAGGGUGGUUGUGUUGAUUUUAUAGAAAAACCCAUAUAGGUAUAUAUAUUAGUUUAAUCAAGCCAUAAUUAAAAUACUCAUACUUUGAACUCCUCUUCACCAUUUUCUGAAAUUACAUCCCUAAAAUGGUGAAAAUGGAAUUAGUUUUUUUUGUUGGAAAUAUUUGUAUCACAAAUAAUCCGAAGAUGAAGGCAAGAAAGAGAGCAUGAUUACAAACUCAAAGAGUUACAUGGUUUGUCUUUUUAAUUUUUCAAAAUUCAAUUGCUAAGGUGGUGAAAUGGGGUAAGUUUUGUCUUGUAAUAAAACUUGUGUAGCUAAAGUAAUCAAUCAUUAAGAUAUUAGAUAAAGUGGACUAGCACAUCCUACUUUUUGUAAAAAUUUGGAUGGUUGUUUUUUAGUAUUUACAAUUGAACUGAUAGUUAUUAAUUUAUGUAAUAAAUUUAUGGAUUAAAUUAGAUUAAAACAGGAUACAAUUCAUCCCAUACACCUACAGCUCCUUAGGAAAUAGCGCUUAAAUUCCAUUCACAGAGAUAUUCGUAGUGCGACAAUAGCGACAAGUAAGGACCAAGCAUUGAUGCAAAUACAUAAAUGUAGUCUACUGCCUAGGUUUGAAGUUUCCAUAAAUAAUUUUUUUCCAAUCUUAUUAAUUUUAAAUUUUAUAGUACAGUUUAAAGAAAAACAAAAAGUAGUAUUCUGUUUACAACUAUAUGGUAUAGUGGGUAUGUUAUUUUCAUAGUUACAUAUUUCCAUAUGCUUAUGUAGCUGUAACACAUUGCGUCCAAAAAUGAACCCAAUCCAUCCACGACUGGCACCAUGGCAAGUGAUUUCAUAAGUUUACUUAUUUAAAGGGAUAUAACCACAAAGUUAAUAAAACACUUGGGAUGUCCUACAGUUACCAGUGUUUUGAAUGUUUGUGCAAUCAUUCUUCCAAUGCCUUUUACAAAAAUUAGAAUUAUUGCAGGCAGUUACCUGCUCUAGUGAUUUUUUUGUGAUGUACAUACUUAGCUCCUGUAUUACUACUUUUGGGGUCGUGCCAUAGUUGCCUAUAUUUAUUUACUUUUACCUUUAAUCCAUGAAUGACUGUUUUUUUGCUCCUCUGUCAAAGUGUGCUAUACAUAAAUAAGAAAUAAUUUUCAAGAGUAUCAUUAAUUACAUAUCCCUGUUAAAAUUACAGAUUCAUUUUGAGGGUAAAAAAUAUAUAUAUAUUUUAAAAAGGGUUUCAUUUAAAUAAUUGUCACCUUCAAACUGGACAAAGUUUUUUGAAGAAAUAUUUUUUUUAAUACAUGCUCAUGAAUUUGAAUUGAAUGAAGAAAAAAAAUUAGUUUUCUUUUCAGUAUUUUGCAUAUUCACUUUUCAACAAAUGUCAUCAGCCAAAAUCUGAUUCUGACUUGGCAAUUGUUUAAUUAUUACGGAUGUUAAAUGAAGACAUGUACUAUACAAAUAUACUAUAGCUCUGUGUGUUUGACUUUGCAAUUGACCUGUGUUUGAAAAUCCUAAUAUUAUGGACUUCAUUUGUUGUUUUGUGGUGUAGUUCUUAUUAUAUUGAAUAAACUUACUGCGUAAGAAAA
Molecule: messenger RNA, 7424 nt
Organism: Bacillus rossius redtenbacheri
Lineage: Eukaryota; Metazoa; Arthropoda; Insecta; Phasmatodea; Bacillidae
Product: zinc finger protein GLIS2 homolog
Exons: 6
Coding region: 481-1362 (293 amino acids)
Biological process (GO): regulation of transcription by RNA polymerase II
Cellular component (GO): nucleus
Molecular function (GO): DNA-binding transcription factor activity, RNA polymerase II-specific; RNA polymerase II cis-regulatory region sequence-specific DNA binding
Source: RefSeq, a predicted model, not a curated record